AUCAUCCAAGUGAGUGCGUUCCUGUUGUGUUCACUACUGCCCAUACUUUCCACAAUUUGGUAGGCACAAAUAUAUUAGCUAAAGUAGAAUCUGUACGAUAGUAUUUGUAGCACCCCACUCGAGUGUGCAGUACCACAAAUCUUUGUAGUGUCAAAUUUAGUAGUGCUGAACGAGUUACCGAAUGAAACGAUGAAAUUAAAUAUCUUGUUCCACAUUGUCCAUAAGAAGGCGUGAAGUAACAAGCACUUUGCCUUGGCUAAAACUGGUAUGAGCGGGUGCUAACGCUAGACCUACAAACUGAACCCAAAGAAUCUCUAUUAACCCCAUAUGAGCUCCAUGUUUCCCCUUCCACUCCAAAUCUAAAACAAAUAAGUUUUCCACAACACACUCCACUCAACUGCCUUGCAAACUAUGAAGAUGAAUUUCUGGCUUCUACAGAUGGUUAUGCUGCUGUGCUUCUGUUACACGUCCGUCGUAGCAGAAGAAGAGAGGGAUCAGCAAUCCCAAAAGACAUACAUAGUCCACAUGGAUAGGUCCAAUAUGCCAGCAAGUUUCACUGAACACCUGGAGUGGUUUCAAUCAUCCUUGAAAUCGGUAUCAGAGGUAGCCGAGAUGCUUUACACCUACAAAAACGCAGUUCAUGGUUUCUCCACAAGGUUAACUGCUAAGGAAGCAGAAUCACUGGAAAAACAACCGGGAAUUCUCCGCGUUCUGCCUGAAAUGACAUACGAGCUUCACACAACUCGAACACCAGAGUUCCUUGGAUUAGGAAGGACGGGCACUCUCCUUCCUGAAUCCGACUCUAUGAGUGAUGUGAUUGUUGGAGUACUGGACACGGGUGCUUGGCCUGAGUCAAAAAGUUUUGAUGACACAGGGCUUGGGCCAGUGCCUAGUAGCUGGAAAGGUGAGUGCGAGUUGGGUAAAACAUUUAACUUGUCGAGCUGCAAUCGCAAGCUGAUUGGUGCAAGGUAUUUCUCAAAAGGGUAUGAAGCAGCUUUUGGACCCGUUGAUGAAUCAAUGGAAUCAAAAUCACCGAGAGAUGAUGAUGGCCAUGGAACUCACACUGCCACUACGGCAGCUGGGUCAGCUGUCUCAGGAGCUAGCCUUUUUGGUUUCGCUGAUGGGAUAGCACGCGGGAUGGCACCAAAAGCUCGAGUGGCUGUAUACAAGGUCUGUUGGCUUGGCGGCUGCUUUGGAACUGAUAUACUAGCUGCAAUAGAGAAAGCUAUUGAGGAUGGUGUCAAUGUGUUAUCCUUGUCUAUUGGGGGAGGAUUAUCUGAUUACUACAGAGAUACUGUUGCAGUCGGAGCUUUCACAGCAAUGGCUCAAGGAAUUCUGGUAUCAUGCUCGGCUGGAAAUGGAGGACCAAGUUUAGGCAGUUUGGCCAAUGUAGCACCAUGGAUAACCACAGUAGGUGCAGGAACUCUUGACCGUGAUUUCCCAGCCACCGUUACACUAGGGAAUGGAGAAAAAUACUAUGGCGUAUCACUCUACGGUGGGAAACCUUUAUCAGCUUCAUUGGUUCCCCUAGUUUCUGGUGCUAAGGCCAGUAAUUCCAGUAACGGUAAUCUUUGCAUGACUGGCACUUUGAUUCCUGCAAGAGUGGCAGGGAAAAUUGUGAUUUGCAAUAGAGGGGGAAAUUCUAGAGCGCACAAGGGUCUGAUGGUCAAAGCUGCUGGUGGGGUAGGGAUGAUAUUAGCCAACACCGAAUUCUACGCGGAGGAGCUGAUUGCCGACGCACAUCUACUGCCGUCCUCAGCAGUAGGCCAAAAAGCAGGGGACGCAAUUAAGAAAUAUGUUCUCUCCGAGAAAAAUCCAACAGCCACAAUUGCUUCUGGAAGAACGCAAUUGGGCGUCCAACCAUCACCGGUGGUAGCAGCAUUCAGCUCUAGAGGUCCAAAUAUGCUAAACCCAGAAAUAUUAAAACCAGACCUCAUAGCACCAGGAGUAAAUAUCCUAGCUGGGUGGAGUGGAGGAAUUGGCCCAACUGGAUUACAAGGAGAUAAAAGGCACGUAAGUUUCAAUAUCAUUUCAGGUACAUCUAUGUCAUGCCCUCAUGUGAGCGGUUUAGCUGCGUUCAUCAAGGCUGCUCACCCAGAUUGGAGCCCGGCCGCCAUUAGAUCUGCACUUAUGACCACAGCUUACUCAGCUUACAAAAACGGCGAGACUAUACAAGAUGUUGCUACAGGACAACCAUCAACACCCUUCGACUAUGGUGCCGGACACGUAGAUCCAAUGGCAGCCAUUGACCCUGGUCUUGUUUAUGACGCCUCGGUGGAUGACUACCUAGCGUUCCUAUGCGCACUGAACUAUACCCCAACUGAGAUUAACCUUGUUUCAGGUAGAGACUACACCUGUGAAGCAAACAAGAGAUAUAGCUUGGGAGAUCUUAACUACCCUUCUUUCUCAGUACCUCUGCAAACUGCUUCAGGCCUAAGUGGUGGUGCUGGUAAAACAAGCAGAGUCAAAUAUACUAGGACUUUGACUAACGUGGGAACUCCAGCAAUUUAUAAGGUUUCAGUCACUUCACCAACUCCAUCAGUGAAAAUCUUGGUCCAGCCAGAAUCACUGGCUUUCAGUAAGCAAUAUGAGAAAAAGAGUUACACAGUCACAUUCACUGCUAGCUCUAUGCCAUCAGGUACAAACAACUUUGCUCGCCUAAAAUGGUCGGAUGGGAAACACGUUGUUGGUAGUCCAAUAGCAUUUAGCUGGACUUGAUCAUAACAAUGGACAAGAGCUCAGGGGAUCUACUUCUGGGUCCUGCAAAAUCUGCAUGCCCAAUUAUAUUGCUCUUCAUAUGUGCAAAUAAUGUCUUAUAUUUCAGCAACUGACAAUGCAAGACCAGUUGUACACUGACUAGAAUGGUGUAAAUAAUUUUACAUAAAAUUAUGUAUGAAUCAGCAUAUGCAUCUAGACUA
This is a messenger RNA of Tripterygium wilfordii, 2918 nucleotides long. Its product is annotated as subtilisin-like protease SBT1.7. Gene Ontology annotation, biological process: proteolysis. The coding region runs from base 412 to 2718 and encodes 768 amino acids. The record is from RefSeq and is a predicted model, not a curated record. The transcript has a single exon. Gene Ontology annotation, molecular function: serine-type endopeptidase activity. Lineage: Eukaryota; Viridiplantae; Streptophyta; Magnoliopsida; Celastrales; Celastraceae.